Molecule: messenger RNA, 1442 nt
Organism: Drosophila navojoa
Lineage: Eukaryota; Metazoa; Arthropoda; Insecta; Diptera; Drosophilidae
Product: hydroxylysine kinase
Molecular function (GO): amino acid kinase activity
Source: RefSeq, a predicted model, not a curated record
GCUGCUGUCGUCCCCUUCGCAUCGUCCCUCUGAAAAAGCUGAAAUUCAAUUCAUUUGGCUUUUGAACGCAAAGCCGAGCACUUUUCGAUCGCAUUCAACAUCAUCGCGCAAGAACAACAAUAUAGAUAGACAAUAAAAAUGGAGCAGUGGAAUAAUGUGGAGCUGAGGAGCAUUACCAAAAAAUCGUACACAUUAAAUCACGACUACGAUGGAGCCCAAAGGCUGACCAAGGCUAACGAGAGCUCCAACGAAACGUCAACAAAUGGAAAUGGCAAUGCCAAUGGCAGCGAGAAUAAUCCGUCGGACAGCAGUCAGGUGCUGCAGCCCGGCUCAGAUAUCAAGCCUAAGCUGCAACUGGAGGAGGUGGAGCCAUUGGUGCGACGUCUGUACGGUAUCACAGUUAACGAGCUCAAGGAGCUGAAGGCCUACGAUGAUCGCAACUAUCUAAUACAGGAAGAUUGCAACGUCAAGAAUCCGCUGAUUGUUUCGCAUUCGCCACAUGGUUAUGUGCUGAAAAUUCUCAACGCCUUGGAUUCCAAAAAGGAAGAAGUUGUGGAUGCACAAAAUCAACUUUUGCUUUACUUGGCCAAACAAAAUGUGAAAUGUCCCCGACCCAUCGCCAAUGCACGUGGAAAUUAUUAUUCUGUGGAGCAGAUCAACGGAAACAGUCAUGUGGUUCGUCUGCUGGAAUUUAUACCAGGUCAAAUGUUCCACGAGGUGCCGACAACCAAAAAUUUGCUCUAUCAAAGCGGUGAGUAUUUGGCCAAAUUGGAUCGAGCACUGAAAAAGUUCACGCACAAAGCGUAUGACACACACAAGACUCUGUGGAUGUUGCAAUCGGUGCCGCAGCUGCGCGAUUUUCUGUACGUGCUCGAGGAUCAUCAGCGUAAGGCCUUGUGCGAGGAGAUAAUCGAGGCAUUUGAAUCGAAAGUGCUGAGCGUGCUGCCCACACUGGAGCUGCAGAUCAUCCAUGGCGAUUACAAUGAACAGAAUAUCGUGGUAAAUACGCUUGCUCAAGCAGCAGGCGGAGAUGCACAUCGUGUGACGGGCGUCAUUGACUUUGGCGACACCAGUCGAUCGCCCUUAAUCUUUGAGCUGGGUAUUGCCAUGACCUACAUGAUGUUGCAAGCUAAGGAUUUGGCUAGUGGUGGCAUUUUCCUUGCUGGUUAUACCAGCAUCCAGUCAAUUAGUACCAACGAGCGUAGCUAUCUCAAAUAUUGUGUGGCCGCCCGACUGGCCCAGAGCUUGAUCAUGGGCGCCUAUACGCACACCCUGCAUCCAGGCAAUGAUUAUGUCCUGGUCACUCAGGCUCAAGGUUGGCUGCUUCUCGAGCAACUGUGGCGAGAGAGCCUGGAUACGAUUGAUGAGCUGUGGCAGACAACGGCCCAUCAAUAUCUCACACAGAGCACUAAAUAGUUCGGAUUCGAUCUUCCGCCCUUCAC